ACCGUACAAAUCUGUUCAACACUCCAAUUACGUGUCACCUCUGAUCAUCAUUAGAGACCAAAGUCGCUUAAAUCAGACGAGAAAAGCAUUUAAAACCGCCCUUUGUGAUACUUUAUUCCAAAGAAUAUGCUUCAAUCGGUAGCGGAAUUUGUCUUGCAAUAUUCACCGCAGUCGAGUCCACAGACGUUCUCAUCUCUCGUAUUGGUGACUGCUGCAAUCUUCUGCAUUGUGAGCGUCUUACUAAGCCUUGUUCGGCAAAGGAAACUUGCUGUUAAGUCAGUCGAUGGAGUACCGGGACCGGAUGGUCACUGGCUGAAGGGACAUCUUGAUUACGCACGGUUUGACGGAGCUGGACUUCAAUUCCACGAGAAAUGCACUGAAGAAUUCAAAACUUGUUAUCGCCUGUGGUUUGGCCCACUCAAGCCAUUAGUAGUCCUUUGUCACCCGGAAACAGUCAAAGUCAUUCAGUCCAGUAAUGCACCCAAAGAAAAGCUUGUGUACAACCUUGUCAGACCAUUCAUUGGAGAUGGCUUGGUAACUUCAUAUGGAGACAAGUGGUUUCGAAUGAGAAGACUCCUCACUCCGGCUUUCCACUUUGAGAUUCUCAAGCCAUACGUUCGAGUUUUCCAGGAAUCUACCGAUGUCCUUCUGGAAAAAUGGUCUUCUCAGCAGGGUGGGGAAGUGGAGUUGUUUCAUCAUGUUAGUCUGAUGACAUUAGACUCCGUUCUCAAAUGUGCACUCAGCUACAGAACCAACUGCCAGACUCAAAAAAAACAGGACCCUUACAUUGUGGUUGUUUAUGAAGCCUCGGGUCAGAUUUUGGACAGACUGAUGAAUCCCCUCAUUCAUAAUGACACCAUCUAUAAGCUGACGCCUGACGGAAGAAGGUUCUUUAAGAACUGUGCGUUUGUUCAUGCAAAAGCAGAUGGAAUAAUAAAAGCCAGGCGUAAAGCUCUACAGGAUGACGAGGAGAAGGAGAAACUCAGGAAAAAGAAGCAUUUGGAUUUCCUUGAUAUUCUACUGGAGGCAAAGGACGAAAAUGGAAGCAGCUUAACAGACGAAGAAAUAGUCGGAGAAGUCGUGACAUUCAUGUUUGCAGGGCACGACACCACGGCAAGCGUUAUUUCGUGGACUUUGUACAAUUUGGCGAGAUUCCCUGAGCACCAAAAGAAAUGCCUGGAGGAGAUUGAAGAAGUGUUUGGAAACAGUCAUGAGAUAGAGUGGAAGCAGCUCGGCAAACUGAAAUAUCUCCUCAUGUGUAUCAAGGAGAGUUGUCGGUUAUUCGCCCCAGUCCCCAUGAUCAGUCGAACAUUGGACAGGACCUAUGAAAUUGAUGGCCAUUUGGUUCCGGAAGGUACUUGGGUGAUGACCAACGUCUACGCUUUACAUCUUAACCCACACGUGUGGAGAGACCCUAAGAAGUUCGACCCACUGCGCUUCACGACUGAAAACGCUAAAGAAAUGUCACCAUAUGCCUUCAUACCGUUUUCGGCUGGUCCAAGGAACUGCAUUGGACAAAGCUUUGCCUUGACGGAAGUCAAACUGUCUGUAGCUAUGAUCAUACGCAAGUUCAAGUUAUCUGUCAAUCCUGACAAUUACGUGCCAAUCGAAGACAUGAUUCCUGAGCUAAUUUUGCGAGCUAAGAAUGGGAUAAAAGUCAAUAUUGCCCCUCGAGCUUAAAGAAAACACACACACACACGCACCACACUAUAGCAUUCGCUAUAACUUACGAUCAUUAGAUUUACUUGCAAGAUUUCAACGAAAGGGUUCUUCAUACAACUACUACAUUUGCUGUCAAGUGUUCUAUAUAAACAUGUUUCGCAAAACCGUUGCAAAUAGUCAAAUGAGUGCCGUAAAUACUGAUUACGGAUAUAGUAAGUAGAUGUACAACGAGGUUUCACGCAUUUUAAACCAAAAUAAAAUAUCUCCAUGGUCGA
Molecule: messenger RNA, 1937 nt
Organism: Pocillopora verrucosa
Lineage: Eukaryota; Metazoa; Cnidaria; Anthozoa; Scleractinia; Pocilloporidae
Product: cytochrome P450 4F4-like
Molecular function (GO): heme binding; iron ion binding; monooxygenase activity
Source: RefSeq, a predicted model, not a curated record